CUUUUUAUGCACUUGUGGGAUUGUACUAUCGCUUCCGUGAUAAAAUUUGCAUUAGACUGGGAUUUAAAUCAGCCCCUACUGUAGAGGAUACCACCUCAAUUUUUCUCGGAGGUCGACGUCUUACAUUAAUCCCGAUUACUGCUAGCGUAAUGGCUAGCUUUAUAUCGGCCAUCACUUUGAUGGGGACCAAUCUUGAAAUAUAUUCCAAUGGAGUUCAAUUCGCUAUCAUUACCCUUUCAUAUUUUGUCGGGUUUCCUAUAGCGGCUUUUUUCUACAUGCCAGUUCUUUAUAAAUUGGGUAUUACGACUGCUCAUGAGGCAGGUUACUACCUUGAAUAUAGAUUCAACAAACUGACAAGAUUUUUAACUACACUAAUAUUUUUGCUCCAGAUGUGUUUUAUGUAA
Protopolystoma xenopodis is the source of this 404-nucleotide messenger RNA. The record is from the annotation of a GenBank genome assembly. NCBI's taxonomy places the organism in Eukaryota, Metazoa, Platyhelminthes, Monogenea, Polystomatidea, Polystomatidae.